Molecule: messenger RNA, 3099 nt
Organism: Didymodactylos carnosus
Lineage: Eukaryota; Metazoa; Rotifera; Eurotatoria; Philodinida; Philodinidae
Source: the annotation of a GenBank genome assembly
AUGAAGAAUAGUGAGAAAAAAAUGAGAGAGAAAAAUAAAGUUAAAAAACAAUAUUUUGUCGCUUCUGUUCUUAUACGACGAAAACAGAUACCAUUAUGUGGAAUAUUUACAACAAAAAUGACUCCAUCAUCCUAUGUUAUUGAUUAUGCAUUGACACAUUUAAAACAAAUAUCAUCAAUUAAUAUCGAAUUAGUCAUUAAUCGUACAGUCAAUGAUAUUGAUUGUGAUAUGGCUAUUGGAACAAAACUAUUAUUUGAUAUGUUAAAUCAAUCUCCUCGACCAAUGGCUAUAUUUAGUGGAGCUUGUCAACCGGUUGCUGCAGCCGUUGCUGAAACAGCUGGAAUGUGGAAUAUGGGCGUGAUUAUCUAUUCUGAAACGGAUUCAUUAUUUUCUGUACGUGAAAAAUAUCCAUCUUUAUUUCGAACAGUUCCAAGUGAUUCAAUACAUAAUUCUGCUAGAAAAUUAUUGUUAGAAAAAUAUAAUUGGAAAAGAAUGGCAACAUUAUAUCAAUAUGAACGACAAUAUACAAAGCCUAUAACUGAAUUUAAUAACUUAUUACAAGCGGAUAAAAAAUUAAGUUCAAUAAAUUUAGAACAUGAACGUAUUAAUGAAUGGGAAAAUGCACUUUCAAAAGGAAUAUCGUUUAGUGAUUUGAAUGAAUCAGAAGAAAAUAAAACACGAAAUAGUUUUAGAGAUGCAUUCGAUGAUUUACAACGUAAUAAUAUUCGAAUUAUAAUUGGAAAUUUUAAUUCAACAAUGGCUAUUCGAAUAUUCUGUGAAGCCUAUCGUUCGAAUAUGACUGGUGCUCGAUAUCAAUGGAUUAUACUUGGUUAUUAUGAGCCUAAUUGGUGGUUAGAAAAUCGUGGACCAUGUACAAAUGAUCAACUUAUUCAAGCAUUAAAUGGUACAUUACAAACACGUGUAGUUGAUAUUGGUUAUAAUAGAAAUGCACGUACAAUGGCUGAUUUAACACCCGAUCAAUUUAAAUUUGAUUUAUCAUUGAUGCCGCAUAUUGACAUGGCUAAUAGACAUUUUCUUGGUUAUGCAUUUGAUGCUGUUCUAACAGUGACAGCUGCCUUUCAAAAAUUAGAUAAAUUAUUACAACAACAAAAAAAUUGUUCAACUAAUUUUGAAGAUGAUUCUGUAUGGCGUGAUAAUUGUUGGAGAUCACAAUUGAUUAAUGCUUUACAAGCGGUAGAAAUUGAAGGAGUGACAAUUUCAGCAUCUAAUCGAAAAUUCUCUAAAACAUCACGUUCAUCAUUGUGUCAUCCUGGUGAAGAUUGUCUAUUAGAUACAGUUAAACUUUAUGUGGCAUUACCGGAUAAAAAAUUGGGACCACCAUCAUUUAUCCUUGUUGAUGCCAAAUCAGGAAUGAAUAUUACUUGGCAUGGCAAUGGUCCACCAACCGAUCGUAUUAAACGAAUUGAACGUGAUCAACGAAUAUCUGUUAUGACGUAUACAGUAAUAGCUAUAAUUAGUGGAACAGGAAUUAUUUUAGCUACAACAUUUUUUGUUUUUAAUAUUAUAUUUCGUGCUCAUAGAUUUAUUCGAAUGUCAAGUCCUCAAUUAAAUAAUUUAAUUAUAGUUGGAUGUAUUCUUUCAUAUAUAAGUGUUUUACUAAUGGGAAUUGAUUCAACAUUAUUAGGAAAACAGAGUUCACAAUCGGCAAUGGAUUUUAUAUGUGCCGCAAUUAAAGAUUAUCGUUUAUUCAUAAUUGUUGGUGUAUUAUUUGCUAUUGAUACUGUUUUAUUAAGUAGUUGGCAAAUAUUAGAUCCAUUAAAAAUAUUCAAAAAUAUUAGUCAAAAACAGACAAAAGAUGAAGAUGUUGUUAUUGUAUGGAUUUAUGAAGAAUGUCGAUGUAGAAGACGAACAAUUUGGAUUGCUAUGCAAUUUACAUUCAAGGGAGUAUUAAUGGUGGCGGGUUCUCGUUUUGCAUGGAAAACUCGAAGUGUCUGUAUAUCAGCAUUAAAUGAUUCAAAAUAUAUUGGCAUGAGUGUAUACAAUGUUGUUUUAUUAAGUAUUACAACUGCAGUUGUUGGCUACUUUUUCGAAGAUCAACAUGAAAUGGCAUUUGUUUUGACAUCUAUUUUUAUUUUAUUAUGUGUGACUAUUACAUUAUGUCUCGUAUUUGUACCUAAAUUUCUUGAAGUAGCGAAAGAUCCAUCUUCUCGUGCUAAACCUCAACGUGCCGUUUUAACAGCGCAUAAAAAAUCAGUGGAUUCAUCAGUUUUAACCCAUAUUAGAAAAUUAUCUACCGAAAAUGAACAUUUUCGAUCAAAUCUUGCUAAGUGUAACAAAUUAAUCGAUACUCUACUCUCUCAUAUGGAUGAUAAAGGUCAUCAUUAUGAGAUUAUUCUGCAGGCGUAUCGUACCGGUCAAUUACGUCCACUUCAACGCGGAUUUGAUAACCAAUGGAGACAAGGUGAUUGUCCUGUACGUUGGCUUCAACUUGGAAAUGAAUGUUUAUAUUUUAAUACAUAUGGUAAACAAUUUUCAUGGAACGAUGUUGAACAAACCUGUACAAAACGUAUUAGUAGAUAUUUGGCAGAAGAUCAAGUAAAAUUAACGAGAUCUACUGUUCGACCAAUAUUAUUAAAUACACCCGAAAAAAGGACACUGUUACAAGCUUUAGCUGACUCAUACGGAGAAGACGGUUAUGCCAUACAAUUGCCACGUGACUAUGAUAAUGGAUGUAAGGAUGCAAUACCAGCAUAUUGUGAUGUACCCGAUAAACUCCCCAUAGAAAAAUGUGUCGAAACAAAUGCAAAAGACACAAAUUUUUGUGUUAAACAAACAGAUUGCAAUAAGAAAUAUGCACGUCUAGCAUGCGAAUUUACAUUGCCAGGUUUAAUUGUUGGAUUCAUUUUCUUAAAUCGUAAGAAAAAAUCAAAAUCAAAAGUACCAGCACCAGUACUAAAAAGAACUGAAGAAGUUAAAACUGUUACCAUAGAUGAUCCAACAACCGAACCGCUUAUGCGAUCAUCCGCAGUUCCAUCAUCUGACUUACGUGAGGAUGUACAUCAUACAACAGUGAUUACUCGUGAAAAUCCGGGACAAACAAGAAUUAUAGAUGUAACCAGUGGGACGGCUGACGCUUGA